This is a messenger RNA of Trichophyton benhamiae CBS 112371, 2088 nucleotides long. RefSeq lists its product as uncharacterized. Bases 1 to 2088 code for a protein of 695 amino acids. The transcript has a single exon. The record is from RefSeq and is a predicted model, not a curated record. NCBI's taxonomy places the organism in Eukaryota, Fungi, Ascomycota, Eurotiomycetes, Onygenales, Arthrodermataceae.
AUGCUGCUCACCCUCAAGACCUCCUCUCGCAACGGCGCCCUGGCUCUUGACGAGUGCACACGCACAAAGCCAGCAUACGCAUAUCAGAAGCAUCCUCACCCGUCUCCGUCGCCGUCGCCGUCGCCGCCUCCAUCGCCGUUGUCAUCAGCUCCAGCUCGCCGUCAGAUGGAUUCGCACCGGAGCCUGCCUCCCCCAGCUGCCAUGGGCCUCACCGUCACAGAUAUGACAUCCGCGGCCUCUCACGGCGGCUCCAGUAGCUCCAACGGCGGCGCUGGCAGCAUGCCUCUGCCUCCACCGCCAACGCACUCGCAUCAGCAUGUCCCUGGUGGUGGUAACCAUGGCCGUGAUGGGUGGAGCCGAGACGGCCAGGACGAUGCAAUGCGCCAAUGGCUGCAGGCAAAGGUCGAAGAGGAUAAGCGCAAGCAGGAAGAGGAACGCACCCGGCAGGAAGCUCUCAAGCUCGAUCAGCGCAAGAUCGAGCAGAAGAUGCUACAAGAUACGCUCAGCUCCAAUAUCCCGCCUCACAUGGUACCUCUGGUGUUUAUAGGGCUAGCCGGGCCUCACGCUCAAUGGGCUCAGCAAUAUAUCCUACAGAUGACCCAAAAUAAUGGACACAACCCAAGUUCAAGCCCAUAUCCGGUCCAGCAACAAAGGCAUGAUCAGUAUACCCAGCAGUAUCGGCCACCACCACCUCCUCCACCGCCUUCUGCGUUCCAGCAGCCAUCACAGCAGCCCCCUCAACCACCACCGCCGCCGCCGCCGCCGCAUCCGCAGCAGCAGCAGCAGCAGCCCCUAAAUCAUAUGUCUCAGUUUCCCGAGUUUAUACCCCGUCCCAAACAGAGUCCCAUAGAAGCAUCCGAGAACCGUGAAAUAGCGCCUAAUCCAUAUGCCAUUUCCGCCCCUAGGCUCUCUAUACCUGCUGGCCAGCAUCAGCAACACCAGCAGCAUCCGCAACAGCAUCAACCACAACCACAUCAUAACCAACAGCAUCAGCAGCAGCAGCAGCAACAUCCUCCGCCACACCACCAUCAACCGCGGCCAUCGCAUCAACAUCAUCCGCAACAACCUUCUCCGCCACCAUCACAUCCGCCAAUCACUAUAUAUGCUCCCAAUCCAGCGCAUCACCAGUCUCAGAUGAACACCGAAUCUCUUCCACGCCUGUCUACGGCUUCUGACAUGCACCACCCCAUUCAACAAAGGAACAAUUCAGCCCCAUCUUCCGGGGUCAUGAGCGCGAACACCCAGUCAUCCCUCUCACACUCCCAUCCAUCUUCCUCUCAAUCUACCUCCGCAAAGCAAGACUCUACUACGGCUGCUCAUCAGGUGCAACAGACCUCCCCUUCUAUCUCGUUCCAUCAUUGGGUUCCUCCGCAAUCUCAGCCAACUACCCCUGCAGGUAAAAGCCCCAACAGCUCUCCACACUCCGGCCACCCGGCCUCCGCCUCCUCAUCCCAACCUCACCAUCUUCGAAAUGAAUAUCAGCAGUCACCUAAGAAGCGGAAAGCGCAAAGUUCUCAUGCUCCCAUUCCACCUCCCCCAUCGCAGCUUUCAGAGGUUGCUACUACGGACGAGACUACUUCUCAGACCGGCCGUACCCCUCGGAAUCGCUCACACUCCGGAGCUGGUGCGGAGAGGCGCCGGCAAAGCAGUUCGGCCGCUCAAGCCCGCUCAGCCGGGGAGUAUACUUUCAAGAUCAACACUAGGAAUAAUAGCACUGUGCAUGCUAAUCCCAGCCCUAUCUCAAAGCAACAGCAGCAAGGAAGCCAACCUCCAGCCCCCGCCCAGACACAAAUGCAAGUCUCUUCUCUAGUGCGCCCAUCCGACCCAAACCGGACUCCCACCACCAGUCGAUCUCACUCUCACUCGCGUGAUGUCUCGCCGUCAUCUCGCGAUACUCGAGAUACUACUAGAGAGAUGGAGCCUCCGGCUGUGAACGAGCCAGACAAUACUGCUCCUAGGGAAGCCAUCGCCUCCACAAACUCUGGUAGUAGUGGAGAAAGCACAGUGUCAUACCACACUGCAUCAAACUCACUGACCCCUAACGACACAAACGGUCCGGUUCCCAAUGGUGACUCCCUCCGCAAUUGA